Molecule: messenger RNA, 653 nt
Organism: Aspergillus costaricaensis CBS 115574
Lineage: Eukaryota; Fungi; Ascomycota; Eurotiomycetes; Eurotiales; Aspergillaceae
Product: mitochondrial 54S ribosomal protein mL60
Exons: 3
Coding region: 74-400 (108 amino acids)
Cellular component (GO): mitochondrial large ribosomal subunit
Molecular function (GO): structural constituent of ribosome
Source: RefSeq, a predicted model, not a curated record
GAUAGCUUGCCUCCCACUCCUUCGUUCCCUUCGUCCUUCUUUCGGUGACUAUAUUCGGUUGUCAAUUGCAAAGAUGAUGUUCAAGCCCUCAUCGCCGCUCUUCUCCGGUCUUCUUUGGAAGAUUCCGUGGCGCCUCUCCCAGCCUCAGAAGGCUCGCCAGAGGAAGCGCCUCCGUGGCGUUGACCGGGUUGUCGACACUGUCUCCGCCGCGCUGGAGCGCAAUGGAUACACCACCAAGUCCGUCGAGCGCUGGUACAAGGAAAUGCCUCGCGAGGAGGAGAUGCUGCCGAAGGACAAGUACACACUGUUCGACAAGAAGGAGAAGAAGUACCGCAAGGGCAUUCACAAGCUACCCAAGUGGACCCGUGUCAGCCAGAGAGUGAACCCCCCGGGUUUCUAAACAGCUUAUACACGCAGAGUGUGUUGGGAAGCUGGCAAUCGCCUUUUACAUAUUUGUACCUGCAUUAUUCAACUGUACUAUACAUCACAUGCUGUGUCUGCCACGAUGCUCUACAAGAAGCGUCAUUGAAGGCACAGAAAGGAUUACCGGAGUUUUUGGCAACUGGGGAAUGACACCAUGACUGCAUUGUUCGCCUCGCUAUUUACCAUGUUCUUUAUUCAAGCCUAAGGCACAGGAUUCAAUUCGAUUUCAG